AUGAUCAAUCCAAGUACGGAAAGCAUGGAAGACGAGACGAACCGUUCUCGUACGUCUAGUGUUAUUAUGCCAGAAGUGAAGGAGCCUCUUUUGGAAGAAAAUUUAGUCGGGCCUUUUCGUAAAACGAUCAAAAUAACGGGACUGGACUGUCGAGUGAUAGCCCUUGCACAGAACAACCCAAACCUUCGGAUAAGAUCCAUCAUCACCAGAAUCGUAGCUCUUGCUGUAAUUGCUUUAAUUUUCUUUCGAUGUGGAAUGAUAUUCAAAGCAGAGGGACCAGCAAUGUCCUUGACUUGGGCUGAAUCCAAUAUGUUUGCUUUUAUGGGGAUCCAUGCGAUUGUUUGUGCUUUUUGCAUUUUUGGAUGGUCCAAGAAUGAGUUUGUACCUCUUCAUAUUUCAAGAUUGAACAAAGUCAGAGCACUCCGAGUUAAGGAAAGCAGGGAAAUUGAUGAUUAUUCAAGUGUUCAUAGAAAAGCAUUCAUCUGGUCAGCAUUCUGGUUUCUGGCACUUCUUUCUCAUGCUAUCGCCAGUGCAGCUACUCAUAAAAUUCUCAUCUCGGGAAAACCAGUGAUUGCUCCACUCUACAUCGCAAUGCCAUUUCUCACUCUUUUGUCAUGUUUUAUCGUAACUCAUUGUCUAAUUUACUACUUCCUUGUCCAUGUUUCUUUGAAAAGAGAAAUCGAGUACUUCAACGUAGAAUUGGAUGAAGCUAAACAAGAGAAACGUCUACAUGAUCCCAUUACUCUCAUGGAUUUCUCUCAUCGACAAGCAGAACUUUUUCGUUUGGUGGCUAAAGCAAAUGAAUCUUUGGGAAGCUAUGUCCAAGUCGCUCCGAUGUUUUGUUUCAACAGCUGUAUAAACGCAGUAUAUAUUGCUAGCGGAUUCACUGAUGAUCUUCCUUCGGUCUUCUUUGCCAUUCUCCUUUUCAAUCUCUUCGCAGUUCUUGCCAUUUCAUUUAUGACGCUUCGACCAGCUGGCAAUGUGCAAUUCCAUCUUGGGGACACUGCUAGAGUUCUAAUGGAUAGUGAAGAAUUCGAGAAAUCAGUAGAUUCAGAAGUAUUCAAAGGAUACCAAGUCAUGAUUAACAGAUCUCUGAAGCACAAUGUGUAUAUUCGAGUGCUUGGAGCGAUUCCAAUUUAUCCAACUGCCGUGAAUCUUGCCAUGUUUUUGUUUCCCAAUUUAGGAAAUUUGUUAGCACUAGUCAAGAAGGUGCUAGUCAAUCAUGGUGUUCAAGUCUAA
Caenorhabditis briggsae is the source of this 1239-nucleotide messenger RNA. RefSeq names its product Protein CBR-SRR-6 (gene Cbr-srr-6). The transcript has 4 exons. Bases 1 to 1239 code for a protein of 412 amino acids. The record is from RefSeq and is a predicted model, not a curated record. NCBI's taxonomy places the organism in Eukaryota, Metazoa, Nematoda, Chromadorea, Rhabditida, Rhabditidae.